AUGGCCGUCGCCUGUGCACACAUGUUCAACGUUAUCAAGUCGGACAACACCUUGGUCCAGUGGGUGUGUCACCUAUGCCGCUCUGGCCCCCACUGGGCCAUCUUCGAGUGUGCCUAUUGCAAGCUGCAGCUGUGCCGGGCUUGCACGCACUCCAGCUGA
Molecule: messenger RNA, 159 nt
Organism: Geosmithia morbida
Lineage: Eukaryota; Fungi; Ascomycota; Sordariomycetes; Hypocreales; Bionectriaceae
Exons: 1
Coding region: 1-159 (52 amino acids)
Source: RefSeq, a predicted model, not a curated record